UUCAAAUAACGUUCAGUCAGUAAUUGAUUAUUGAAUGAGAGAUCAAUUUAUUUGAAAAGUUAUUUCACUGAACUAAUGGGUAAUCAAACGCCUGUUAUUCCCAACCAAUUGGAUUGUCAAGACAUCGAUCGACAAGUGAAAGAAAUAAUGGACGAUCUCUUGGACACCAUAUCAAUGGAUGAAACGAAACUAAAUUUAAGUAUAAUAUCUGAAGACACGAUUGGAGAGUCUAUGGGAGACAUUACACAACAAAGCAUUGCUAAUAUGGAUGAGACCUACUAUGAAGCGGAACAGUCUUUCCAUUGCCUCCCAAAGACCGACUGUCCGGACAGUAGUUCCCCUCCGAGUCGGUCCCCAAUCAGUGAACUCACGCUUGACUGCCAACCAAACGAUGAGCCAAAUCGGUGUCAAACAGAUGAUGAAAAUGAG
This is a messenger RNA of Medioppia subpectinata, 429 nucleotides long. NCBI's taxonomy places the organism in Eukaryota, Metazoa, Arthropoda, Arachnida, Sarcoptiformes, Oppiidae. The record is from the annotation of a GenBank genome assembly.